UAAUCCGUGCGACAGUCACUCAAUUGAGUGAACAUUUCGCACAUUUGUUGCCGUAAUUUGUGGACAAAAAGCAAAACACGAAAGCAUUUCACGAAAUGUUUGUCUAAAUUGUGAUUACAUUUGAUUUGAAUGAAUGUCUGAUUUAGUGAUAUAUCUCUCCCUUUGUGUCCCUCUUCUCAUUGUCUUCCUCUUAGCCGUCCUUCUCCUGAGACGACAGCGACAGCCCAGGGAUGACGACGAGGGCGACGACGCUGUGGCUGACAGACGGCGAAGAGUGUUGAGGGCAGCGACUGAUGGCCCCAAUGAAGGCCCUCCCAGACGAAGACACGUCCGACAGAAUCGGAUCCCUUUGAACGCCAACCGCAACGAAGACCUGGAUCCAGACGUCGAGGACGACGAGGGCAUUGACGCCGAACUGCCCGUUGACGGCAAGAUUGGGACCAAAAAACGCAAGAAAUUGGAGGCCAAGGCAGAGAAGAGGCAACAGAGGGAACGGGAGGUCCAGGAAAGGGAGGAACAGAAGGAGAAGAAGAAGGAGUUGGAGGAGAAGAGGCUGAAGGAGGAGGAGAGGGUCCGACUGGAGGAACAGAAACGGUCAGAAACGGAGCGUUUGGCUAAAGAGGAGAAAGAGAGACAAGAACUCGAGGAAUAUCUUAAGCUAAAGGAGUCGUUUGCCGUCGAAGAGGAGGGUUUCGACGACGACGCCGACGAAAGCGAAGCGCAAAACAAAUUGCAGACAUUUAUUGAUUACAUUAAGACUCAGAAAGUGGUUCUCAUGGAAGAACUCGCCGGACAUUUCCAUAUGAAGAUACAGGACGUCAUACAGCGAGUGCAGGACCUGUUAGCACAGGAGUUGAUUGUGGGUGUGAUCGACGACAGGGGAAAGUUUAUAUACAUCACGAAAGAUGAGUUGCAAUCCGUGGCUAAGUUUGUGAGACAAAGGGGUCGCGUGUCGAUCACCGAAUUGGUUGAGAGCAGCAAUACUUUAAUCAAUUUACAGCCAAUUCAAGAGACCAGUAUAUCCUCUUGACUCCAAUCACACCAUUAUAUCGCAAACUAUUGUAUUUAAAACACUGUUUUAUAUGAAAUAUAUUUUGUUUUAUAUAACAUUGAGUCC
Molecule: messenger RNA, 1117 nt
Organism: Oppiella nova
Lineage: Eukaryota; Metazoa; Arthropoda; Arachnida; Sarcoptiformes; Oppiidae
Source: the annotation of a GenBank genome assembly